Molecule: messenger RNA, 978 nt
Organism: Musa acuminata subsp. malaccensis (wild Malaysian banana)
Lineage: Eukaryota; Viridiplantae; Streptophyta; Magnoliopsida; Zingiberales; Musaceae
Source: RefSeq, a predicted model, not a curated record
AUGGCCAAGGAUCGCAUCUGUGAAAAAAAACUUCCAAGUUCAAGUCCUUCCAUUGAGUUCUUUAAGCAGAGCGGUUGGAGUGAUGCACAAGUCAUGAAGCUUACCCGGAGGCAACCCAAGUUGAUAUUUGCUAACGUAGAGACUGUCCUGAAGCCCAGGAUGAGAUCUUUGCAGGACAUGGGAUUUUCUGACACUGAAAUAAUUCAGCUGGUUUUUUCAUGUCCGACUCUGCUCUAUUUCCGUGAUAUCCAACCAACGAUCAACUUCUGGAGGUCACUUCUUGGUUCUAAUGAGAGGUUUCUGAAAGCCUGCAAGAGGAACUUGUUUAUUCUUACUUCUAGCUUGGCUCGGAAUAUAGAACCCAGUAUAUCUCUCUUGAGGGAACAUGGCAUCAGUGACGAGCGCAUCGCGCAUAUGGUGGUGACAAUGCCGGGCUAUUUUGGUAGAAUAGACAAAUUAAAGGAAGUUAUCAAAUAUAUUGAGGAAUUGGGUGUCCCACGUGAUUCUGGAGUAUACACUUAUGCACUUCAUGUGGUCGUUAAUGUGAGCAGGUCCAAGUUUGAUGCUAUGUCGGUAACUCUGAUGAGCUUUGGGUGGUCCCAGCCUGACAUCAAUGCUUUAUUCAGGAAGUGCCCAAACAUUUGGUCAUUCUCGAAGAAGAACAUAUGUGACAAGAUGACAUUCCUGACGAAGGAAGCUGGUUGUGAGCUGACAUGUAUCAGUCGCUAUCCGAUGCUUCUGAAGUAUAGCUUGGAGAAGAGGUUGAGACCUCGAUAUGAAGUUCUGAAGUUUCUUAAUCAGAAUAAAUUGCUGGAUAGAGAACAUAACCUGCCAUCUGUCAUGAUACCAAACGAAGAGAAGUUCAGAAAGAAAUUCCUUUUCCUGCUCCGCAAGGAGAAAUUUAUUGCUGAAUAUGAUUCCUAUGUUGUUGCUGUGCAGGGAAAGCACCAUGUUGUUGCCGAUAACUUGGAUUGCUAG